GCGCAGGGUAUUGUGGGAUUGCUGGACAGUCCGGACGUGGAGGAGUGAGGAGGAGCCGCGGGCCGCUAGAUAAGCUUUCAGGAUGAUGCCCACACCAGUCAUCCUCCUGAAGGAGGGGACUGACAGCUCCCAAGGCAUUCCUCAGCUGGUGAGCAACAUCAGCGCCUGCCAGGUGAUCGCUGAGGCCGUGCGCACCACGCUGGGCCCUCGCGGCAUGGACAAGCUCAUCGUGGACGGCCGAGGUAAAGCAACAAUUUCUAAUGAUGGAGCCACAAUUCUCAAGCUCCUCGACGUCGUUCAUCCGGCAGCGAAGACCCUGGUGGACAUUGCCAAGUCCCAGGACGCUGAGGUCGGUGACGGCACCACUUCAGUGACCCUACUGGCUGCUGAGUUUCUCAAGCAGGUGAAGCCCUACGUGGAGGAAGGCCUGCACCCCCAGAUCAUCGUCCGCGCUUUCCGCACUGCUACCCAACUGGCAGUUAACAAGAUCAGGGAGAUCGCCGUGGCCGUCAAGAAGGAGGAUAAAGAGGAGCAGAGGAAGCUGCUGGAGAAGUGUGCGAUGACCGCUCUGAGCUCCAAGCUCAUCUCCCAGCAGAAGGCCUUCUUUGCCAAGAUGGUGAUGCACGCAGUGAUGAUGCUCGAUGACUUGCUGCAGCUCAAGAUGAUCGGGAUCAAGAAGGUGCAGGGCGGAGCCCUAGAGGAGUCCCAGCUCGUCGCUGGCGUUGCCUUCAAGAAGACGUUCUCUUACGCUGGGUUUGAAAUGCAGCCCAAGAAGUACAACCGUCCCACGAUUGCCCUUCUCAACGUUGAGCUUGAGCUGAAAGCAGAGAAGGACAAUGCUGAGAUCAGAGUCCAUACUGUGGAGGAUUAUCAGGCGAUUGUUGAUGCUGAGUGGACCAUUCUCUAUGACAAGUUAGAGAGGAUCCAUCGUUCGGGGGCCAAAGUCGUUUUGUCCAAACUCCCCAUUGGGGAUGUGGCCACCCAGUACUUCGCUGACAGGGACAUGUUCUGUGCUGGCCGAGUGCCUGAAGAGGACCUGAAGAGAACAAUGAUGGCUUGUGGCGGCUCCAUCCAGACCAGCGUGAACGCUCUUUCAGCCGAUGUGCUUGGCCACUGCGAGGUCUUCGAGGAGACCCAGAUUGGGGGUGAGAGGUACAAUUUCUUCACUGGCUGCCCCAAGGCCAAGACCUGCACCAUCAUCCUCCGCGGCGGGGCCGAGCAGUUCAUGGAGGAGACAGAGCGGUCCCUACAUGACGCCAUCAUGAUCGUCAGGAGGGCCAUCAAGAACGACUCCGUCGUGGCUGGUGGUGGGGCGAUUGAGAUGGAGCUCUCCAGGUACCUUCGAGAUUACUCCAGGACCAUCCCAGGAAAGCAGCAGCUGCUGAUUGGAGCUUAUGCCAAAGCCUUGGAGAUCAUCCCACGCCAGCUGUGUGACAAUGCUGGCUUUGAUGCCACCAACAUCCUCAACAAGCUGCGGGCCCGGCACGCCCAGGGAGGCAUGUGGUACGGCGUGGACAUCAACAACGAGGACAUCACUGACAACUUUGAGGCCUUCGUGUGGGAGCCGGCUAUGGUGCGCAUCAAUGCCCUGACUGCAGCCUCUGAGGCCGCGUGCCUCAUCGUAUCAGUUGACGAGACCAUCAAGAACCCCCGCUCCACCGUGGAUGCCCCUCCUCCAGGGGGCAGGGGCCGAGGCCGGGGUCGCCCCCACUGAAGAGACCACUGAAGAUGGC
Messenger RNA from Elephantulus edwardii (Cape elephant shrew), 1733 nucleotides. RefSeq names its product chaperonin containing TCP1, subunit 7 (eta) (gene CCT7). The transcript is spliced from 12 exons. The coding region runs from base 83 to 1714 and encodes 543 amino acids. Gene Ontology annotation, cellular component: chaperonin-containing T-complex. The record is from RefSeq and is a predicted model, not a curated record. Lineage: Eukaryota; Metazoa; Chordata; Mammalia; Macroscelidea; Macroscelididae. Gene Ontology annotation, biological process: protein folding. Gene Ontology annotation, molecular function: ATP-dependent protein folding chaperone; ATP hydrolysis activity; ATP binding.